UGUGAAGUCAAAAGAUGAAAAAGUCAAUGGAGGAAGAAAGAAAGAACCGAUUCAACUGCAAGAUAGUAAUGGUGUAUUGCUUCUUUCCGACAGAAACUCAAACACUUCCAGCACAAGUAGUGUGUCCGUCACGAUACACCCAUUUCACACUGUGUGUCCGACACUCUGAUCCCUGUCGCCAUUGCAAAAUUCACGAAAAUGCCACUCUUCUCUCACAGUCACCGCCCCUCACCCUCUCUUCCCACCUCCUACUCCUCCAAACCCCUGAAGCCCCAAAAACUCAAUUCUGCCCCUCCCUCCUCCCGCCUCCCCCUGCCCAUUCUCGUCUUUUCACUCCUCUGCUUCCUUUUCGGCCUUACCGGCACAAUCUUCGCCGUCUCCACUCUCCGCCGCCCCAGACCCGUGCCCGUCUUCCGAUGCGGCCGAUCCGAAGACACUUUCCGGGCAUUCUACACGGCCUCCAGUUCUCGGCAGCUCGGAGAUCAUGGGGGCAUGGUGGAGCGCCCUAAGGUUAUUGGGUUCGUCGGAAUCCAGACCGGGUUCGGCUCCGCUGAUCGCCGGGCAGCCCUGCGGAGUACUUGGUUUCCUUCCGACCCAGAUGGACUUUUGAGAUUGGAACAAGCUACUGGUUUAGCUUUUAGGUUUGUAAUUGGACUAUCGAAAAAUGCAAAAAAGAUGGCAGAGCUUCAUGAAGAGGUGGAGAAGUACAGAGAUUUCAUGCUUAUUGAUGUUGUGGAGGAAUAUUCAAAGCUUCCAUACAAAUCGCUGGCAUUUUUCAAAGCAGCUUUUGAACAUUUUGAAGCAGAUUAUUAUGUCAAAGCUGAUGAUGACAUUUAUUUACGCCCAGAUCGGCUAUCAACUCUUCUUGCUAAGGAGCGAACACAUUCACCGACUUACAUUGGAUGCAUGAAGAAAGGACCAGUGAUAACUGACCCUAAAAAUAAAUGGUAUGAGAAAUCCGGACAUCUGAUUGGAAAUGAAUACUUUUUACAUGCUUAUGGUCCUAUAUAUGUUCUUUCUGCAGAGGUGGUAGCUUCACUGGCAGCUGCUAGAAAUAACAGUUUGAGGAUACUUAGCAAUGAGGAUGUCACAAUUGGGUCAUGGAUGCUUGCAAUGAAUGUCCAUCAUGAGGAUAACAAGGCAAUAUGUGACCCUCGAUGCACACCUACAUCUAUUGCAGUGUGGGACAUCCCAAAAUGUUCAGGUUUAUGCGACCCAGCUACAAGGUUGAAGGAGCUUCACGAGAUUAGUAUGUGCUCCAAAAGUCCAACCUUGCCUCCUGAUGACAGAUAGAGCCUGUCUGGCAUGAAAUCACACUCUACUGUCUCUACAUGCUGGAAAUACAGGAAGAUCUACUUGCUUAACUGGGACUUUUUGUCUCGUAGAGAAAAAAAUAGGUCUUUGAAGCUACCUUCUGAAGACACGACAUCUCCUUUAGUAGCCUUCCAUCAAUGCUUGUUGUGCAAGCAAUGUACUCUUAUUGAACUUCCCCCAUGACAUCUUCCUUGGAUGAUUCCACUCGUUAAUGUACAGCACCAGUGAAUGGUAAGGUGUCAGUACCAAAAGAAUAUAUGAUUAAGAUUGUGGUUACCACUUUGCGCAGACAACUGGAUUUGAAGAUUGAUAAGGUGUGUGUGUGUUUGUAUGCACCUGAUUAUGAUGCCUUUGGAUUGCAAUGUUGGUUGGAGUUGUCAAGUAAUCUUCGAUGAGUAAUUCUAUUUAUAGUAGACUUCUGUAUAACUGCUAUACAACCGGAUAGUGUGGCAGUAAAAUCAACUUUUGGGUCAACACAAAAACAAGAGUUGAUCUAAGAAUUGAUUUUUACUACCACCUUAUCCAGUUAUAUAGCAGUUGUACUUGAGUAUACUAAAUAGUAAAUAGCCUUGCUCAUCUUUGAUUCAUGUUAUAAUUUUAACUGUUUAAGGUAUGCA
Corylus avellana is the source of this 1931-nucleotide messenger RNA. RefSeq names its product Galactosyltransferase family protein. Gene Ontology annotation, cellular component: Golgi membrane. Gene Ontology annotation, molecular function: galactosyltransferase activity. Lineage: Eukaryota; Viridiplantae; Streptophyta; Magnoliopsida; Fagales; Betulaceae. The record is from RefSeq and is a predicted model, not a curated record.